ACUUUUGUCCACUUCCAUUGUACUAUUCCUCACUUCAGAAUUUAAUUGACAUAUUUGAAUAUGUCACUAAACACGUUAAACAGCAGUACAGAACAGAUGACACCAGGUGAAACUUCAGACUCAGUGCGAAGCUCUGAGUCGGUAGAUCGCCAGGGCGGCCCUGGUACUUCGACUACUCCAGGACUCGGUUCGUGGACUUCGGCUUCGUCAUUACGUGGCCCACAAGUCAGUAGCGUUACAAACGUAAACCCAACACCUAUUUUGGUCGCUGAGUCGUCCCGAACAGCCCCUGCUAAUAUUGUCACCUCAACAGACUCUUGCCAGGGGGACCGGAGUUCCAGUACUGACAGAACGAGCGCAUCGAUCUUAACAUCUACUUUUAGCAGCUCUUUUGUUCGUGGCGUGGGAACCCCGAGAAUACGCCGGACCCCUGGCUCUUCUGGUGCUGCCACUUCACACCAUGUGCGGACGCCACAAACUGAACACACUGUGACCACCUGCUCCUCAGCAACCUCUGGCACUGCUGCCUCCGUGAUUGUGGCUGUGGUGGAGGGGCGAGGUCUGGCCCGUGGCGAGAUUGGAAUGACCAGCAUCGACUUGAAGUUCCCAGAGCUUGUUCUGUCUCAAUUCGCUGACACCGGGGCUUAUGCCAAGGUAAUCACCAAGCUGCAUAUUCUGGCACCCUUGGAGAUACUGAUGCCUGACACAGCCAGUGAGAAGGGAAAAGGGACCAAACUCUUCAGCCUCAUUAAUGAGAACUUCCAGAAUGUGUCCUUCACUGCCAUCCAGAGGAGGUAUUUCAAUGAGAGAAAAGGGCUGGAAUACAUUCAGCAGCUGUGUGCACCAGAGUUCGGCACAGUCCUCAUGGAGGUGCAAGCUAAGAGUGAGCACACUCUGCUGGGGGUGCUGAACUACACCCAGACUCCGGGAGGAGGGCGGAGGCUGCGCUCCAACAUCCUGGAGCCCCUGCUGGACGCCGACACCGUCAACAUCCGGCUGGACGCGGUGCAGGAGCUGCUGCAGAACGAGGAGCUCUUCUUCGGCAUGAAGAAGGUGAUCGGACACUUUCUGGACACAGACCAGUUGCUCUCAGUUCUAGUGCAGAUCCCCAAGCAGGAAACGGUUCAAGUGGCUGAGGCAAAGAUCAUGCACGUGAUUCAGCUGAAACACACACUGGAGUUAGUGGGACCACUGAAGGCAGUGCUGAAGAACUGCCAGACCGCCCUGCUGAAAGCCUACUACAACUCCCUGGAGGACACAAGGUUCGACCACAUCCUGCAGCAGAUCAAGACAGUGAUAAACGACGAUGUGAGUUACAUGAAGGGCAGCCUUAGCAUGCGCACACAGAAGUGCUACGCUGUGCGCCCCAACGUCAACGAGUUCCUGGACAUCGCCCGCCGCGCCUACACCGAGAUCGUGGACGACAUUUCAGGGCUGGUUGAUCAGAUGAGGGAGAGGUUCAGCCUGCCUCUGCGUACCAGCUUCAGCACCACGCGGGGCUUCUUCAUUCAGCUGAAGCUGGAGGGAGUGGCCCUGCCCCAGGGUCAGCUUCCGACAGAGUUCAUCAAGGUGACUAAGCACAAGAACAACUACAGCUUCACUGUAGCAGACCUGAUCAAGAUGAAUGACCGCUGCGAUGAGGCGCUGAGGGAGAUCUUCCACAUGUCUUACGUGGUGGUGUGUGAGCUUCUGAGCACGGUCCACGAACACGUGCACUGCCUUUACAAACUGUCAGACGCUGUCUCCAUGCUGGACAUGCUGCUAUCGCUGGCCAAUGCCUGCACCAUCUCCGACUACGUGCGCCCCGAGUUUACAGACACACUGGCAAUCAAGAACGGCCGACACCCAAUCCUGGAGCGGAUUUCCGGACAGCAGUCCGUCUCCAACAACAGCUACAUUUCUGAGGGCAGCAACUUCAUCAUCAUCACCGGGCCCAACAUGAGCGGAAAGUCCACCUACCUCAAGCAGGUGGCGCUGUGCCAGAUCAUGGCACAGAUAGGCUCCUUUGUGCCUGCCGAGUAUGCUUCUUUCCGCAUUGCUGACCAGAUUUUCACGAGGAUUGGGGUGGAUGAUGACUUUGAGACAAAUUCUUCCACGUUCAUGGUUGAAAUGAAGGAGAUUUCGUACAUAAUUCACAACGUGAGUGACAAGUCACUUAUCAUUAUCGACGAGUUGGGGCGGGGCACCAGUGCCGAGGAGGGCGUCGGUAUCUGUCACUCAGUCUGCGAGUUCCUCCUAAACUUCCGGGCCUUCACUCUGUUCGCUACUCACUUCCUGGAGCUGUGCCAGCUGGAGACUCUCUACCCCAACGUGGAGAACCAGCACAUGGAGGUCCAGCACACACGCUCCGCUGAGUCCGGCACAGAAAGCGUGGUCUACACGUAUCUGCUGAGUCGGGGCUGUUCAGAGGAGAGGAACUACGGUCUGAAGGCGGCAGAGAUGACUGCAUUACCACUGUCCAUAAUCCAGGAAGCUAAAGAGAUAGCCUCCAGUGUCAAUCAGCAGUUGUGGGCCAGACAGCACAGUGACCCUGAGACCCUGCGCCAACGGGCGGUCUACCGCCUAGCGACCCGCCUCCUGCAGACGGCCAGGAACUCCCGGCUGGACGCCGACAGCCUCCGCAUCUACCUGAAGGGUCUGAGGAGGCGGUACGAGGCGGAGCUGCAGACCGCCGACGCGGCAGCGUCCAUGGACACAGAGGAGUGAGCCAGGCGCAGAAGAGCUGAUGAAGAGCUAGCCUGCCAUCGGUCAGGACAAAAAGAAAGAGGGACAGGGGGACAGACGUUGUAGUAGCAUUAUGGUUUCCUCUGCUCAGAUGCACUGAACCCAGUUUGUUUCCUUUCCCAUGUCUGUAAAAGCCAAGAAGGUUCUCAACACUGCGUUUACGCAGUUACAUCUCAUAACGGAAUUAAGCUAAUGCUAUGAUUGGCCAUUGACAUUAAUAGGUCCAGGGUUUCUUCUGUAAGUUACCAGGUUAUGCUGUAAGUACACAUUAAAAGAGCAUACAUGUCACAA
This is a messenger RNA of Conger conger (European conger), 3015 nucleotides long. RefSeq names its product mutS homolog 4 (gene msh4). The coding region runs from base 61 to 2706 and encodes 881 amino acids. Gene Ontology annotation, molecular function: mismatched DNA binding; ATP-dependent DNA damage sensor activity; ATP binding. Gene Ontology annotation, biological process: mismatch repair; reciprocal meiotic recombination. The transcript is spliced from 19 exons. The record is from RefSeq and is a predicted model, not a curated record. Lineage: Eukaryota; Metazoa; Chordata; Actinopteri; Anguilliformes; Congridae. Gene Ontology annotation, cellular component: nucleus.